This is a messenger RNA of Dinoponera quadriceps, 2084 nucleotides long. RefSeq names its product ras-related protein Rap-2a (gene Rap2l). Gene Ontology annotation, cellular component: plasma membrane. The transcript has a single exon. Gene Ontology annotation, molecular function: GTP binding; GTPase activity; GDP binding. The record is from RefSeq and is a predicted model, not a curated record. NCBI's taxonomy places the organism in Eukaryota, Metazoa, Arthropoda, Insecta, Hymenoptera, Formicidae. Gene Ontology annotation, biological process: Rap protein signal transduction; negative regulation of cell migration. The coding region runs from base 24 to 569 and encodes 181 amino acids.
GCCGCGACGUCAGGACGACGGAGAUGCGCGAGUUCAAGGUAGUCGUCCUCGGCUCGGGCGGGGUGGGUAAGAGCGCUCUCACCGUACAGUUCGUCUCCGGCUGCUUCAUGGAGAAGUAUGACCCCACCAUCGAGGACUUCUAUCGCAAGGAGAUCGAGGUGGACAACUCGCCGUGCGUGCUCGAGAUCCUCGACACCGCCGGCACCGAGCAGUUCGCCAGUAUGCGCGACCUGUACAUCAAGAACGGCCAGGGCUUCGUCGUGGUGUACAGCCUGACGAACCACCAGACCUUCCAAGACAUCAAGGCGAUGAAGGAGCUAAUCACGCGCGUCAAGGGCACCGAGCGGGUGCCGGUGCUGCUGGUGGCGAACAAGCUCGACCUUGAACACCAGCGCGAGGUCGACACCGCCGAGGGCAACGCUCUCGCCCAGAUGUGGGGCUGCCCGUUCGUCGAGGCCUCCGCCAAGAACCGCACCAACGUCAACGAGAUGUUCGCGGAGAUCGUGCGCGAGAUGAACUUCAGCCCCGAGAAGGAGAAGAAGACCUACUGCUGUUGCAGCGUCCUCUAAUACUUAAUCAAAAGUCUCGCCGCCGCCGGCCCCGCGGAACGAACUAUGUAAUCACAUGUACUCGAAGAGGAGGAGGCGCGCGCCAGGUGACGCGGGAGACGCACGCGUGCGCGCGUGUUCUGUGUGUGUUCCGUGUGCUAUGUGCGCGCGCGUGUGUGCACGUACAGUCCUGCGAGGUGUGUGUGUUCACCUCGCGACCGCCGCCGCGUCCGGGCCCGCUCUUCGUCGGGGACGGCCGCUUCGAGCGACCUUGACGCUCGCACACCGCUGCGCGGAUCCCGCCAAGGCUGAGUCCCUCGCGAGGCGACACAAGGACACGCGCGUGUCGACGACGACGACCACGGGGAAGACGCUUCUUCUUCUUCAAGGUCGACUCUUCUUUCCCCGAGAGAAGAUUUCGCCGUCCGCGAGCGAGAACGAGCGAGCGAGCGACUGCGGUGGCCGUUAAACAGAUAUUUUAUUAUACGCGAAUAGUAUUAUGUAUGUAAUUAUUAUUGUAAUAUAUCACUGAUAGACUUAAGGAAGAGCGAGCGAACGAACGAAAGCCGACUUCUUCUGCACGGCCGCGAAAAGGACCAAUGCUGCUCUCCCUCUCUGUCUCUUUCUCUCUUGCGAGAGAGUGAGUGAGAAAGGGAACGAAGGAAAGGAAGAGAGAAAGAGAACGGAAGGAAGGGUGUCGACCGCGACAACUGCGUGCGUGCGUGCGUGCGUGCGUGCACUCGCGUUAGUCGUCGUUAACGCGACGUCGUUAACGGCGAGAAACCAAACCCGACGUCUCAUCGGCCGGUUUUCUGCUCAAUUUCGGAGACUAUCGUGUCGCGCACGUACACACUGCAUCGUGUAUAUGUAUUUCCAAGUAGCACAAACUUCUGAUAGAACUCUUAAAGACACUUGAAGAAACAUCUAAAGAAAAAUAGAACAUCUUAAGAUUUUUUUUUUUUUUAGAAGUUUGCGCUAGUCUGGGUCUACCAUUUCUCUCCGGGAAUUGCGCGAUUUUUAGUCCAGGUUAUCACUUCUCUCCGAGAAUUGCGCGAUUUUUCUUACACAUGUAUGCAUAAAGUCGAAACCAUUGUAACUGGAGCCAUUGUAACUCAACCAUUAUAACUGGAGUCACUUGUGCGAUUUUCGACUUUAUGCACUAUACGUUUAAGGCUAAAAAUCGUGAACUUUUGAUCCGGGGAAUGGUGAGGCGUGCAUAACGCGGUGUAGAAGAACACACUGGAAGAAAGAAGUGCCACGUUCAAGUAAAUAUUUGCCAAAGUGUGCCGGAAUAAUUAUUUUACUUGGAUUGAGUAAAUAUUACUUGAAUGUAGCAACACCAUGGAAAAAAUAAAAAAAAAUGCUGAAUUCAAUAUUGACAUAAUCCAGGUGAAAUAAUUCCUCCGACGUUUCUUAGCAAAUAUUUACUUGAAUGUAGCGCUUUUUUUCUUUCAGUGCACGUAGGCACGUCCGUUCUGGGGCCGCGCUAAUAUUACGGCUUGGUCGCUCGCGAAAACAAGAGAGAACCGAGAGCAA